Messenger RNA from Hypomesus transpacificus, 503 nucleotides. It is a transcript of the gene rps20, whose product is annotated as ribosomal protein S20. The record is from RefSeq and is a predicted model, not a curated record. Gene Ontology annotation, molecular function: RNA binding; structural constituent of ribosome. Gene Ontology annotation, biological process: translation. Lineage: Eukaryota; Metazoa; Chordata; Actinopteri; Osmeriformes; Osmeridae. Bases 110 to 469 code for a protein of 119 amino acids. The transcript is spliced from 4 exons. Gene Ontology annotation, cellular component: cytosolic small ribosomal subunit; ribosome.
AUGGUUAUCUCUCUUUGUUACCGGAUAGGGCUGGAGGAUAACAGGUUCCUGGCUCACCGCUGUUCGCUACGAUUUUUUAACGAAUAAGUCGGUCAGGAAUUUUUCAAGAAUGGCAUUUAAGGAUACUGGUAAAGCGCCCGUUGAGGCUGAAGUAGCGAUCCAUCGCAUCCGCAUCACUCUGACCAGCCGCAACGUGAAGUCUCUGGAGAAAGUGUGCGCAGAUCUGAUCCGUGGUGCUAAGGAGAAGAAUCUGAAGGUCAAGGGACCAGUCCGCAUGCCAACCAAGACCCUGCGUAUCACCACCAGGAAGACACCUUGUGGAGAAGGAUCCAAGACCUGGGACCGCUUCCAGAUGAGGAUCCACAAGCGUCUGAUUGAUCUGCACAGUCCAUCUGAGAUAGUCAAGCAGAUCACUUCAAUCAGCAUUGAGCCUGGAGUAGAGGUUGAGGUCACCAUCGCUGACGCAUAGACUAUUUUGCAGCUGCAAUAAAAAGUUGAAAUGA